Erinaceus europaeus (western European hedgehog) is the source of this 1361-nucleotide messenger RNA. RefSeq names its product atonal bHLH transcription factor 1 (gene ATOH1). Gene Ontology annotation, molecular function: protein dimerization activity. The coding region runs from base 1 to 1329 and encodes 442 amino acids. The record is from RefSeq and is a predicted model, not a curated record. NCBI's taxonomy places the organism in Eukaryota, Metazoa, Chordata, Mammalia, Eulipotyphla, Erinaceidae. The transcript is spliced from 3 exons.
AUGGUGUCCCUGCAUUGCAUGAAUACCAGACACAAUCUUAAAGACUUAAAUUCAGAUCUGUUUAUCCUUUUAAGAGACAGCUUUGCUGGGGCCAUUCAGUUUGUAAUACAUGAACAAUCUGGAAACACAUGCCAUCAACAUAUUCGACUCUGCAUGAUGCAAACAUUACUAAAGUAUGAUCAUAUGAAAGAUGAAAGGGACAAGAAGGCUGAGCCCAAGGUUGUGGUCCAGGGCCCAGACAUGGUCCCUGAAUGGUCCCAGCUUACCAGUGUUGGCUUGAUGUGCACUCCACAGAGUUUCAGGGAGGGCGCCGCGCCGCCCGCAACCGGAGAUGCAGCGCUGCACGCGCCGCCGCCGCCGCCUCCCGUAGGGGCCAGCCCGGGACCCGGUAGCAAAGCGGCGGCCGGAGCUACGCAGGGGACUCGGCUCGCCCGCCCGCUUGCUCGUGCACCGCCGCUGCAGCGGGGUCCCCCCGCACCCCCAGUCCGCAUGGCCCGCCUGCUGCACGCCGACGACUGGGCGGGUGCCAAGGCGAUGGGGGCCCGGCGCCCUCCGGAGCCGCCGGCCCUCUGCCCGGCCGAGCUGGCGCUGCUAGACGGCGGCGACCCGCGGGGCUGGCUGGCGCCCGCGUUGCAAGGCCUAUGCUCUGGCCCCGACGCCGCGGCCCGGGAGCAGCCGGGGGGCGCCGGGGGCGCCCCGGGAUCCGGGCGGCAGCGCCCCCAGACAGGCCGGCCGGCGCAGGGGGUGCAGCGGCAGCGGCGGCUGGCGGCCAACGCGCGGGAGCGGCGCCGCAUGCAUGGCCUGAACCACGCCUUCGACCAGCUGCGCAAUGUCAUCCCCUCCUUCAACAACGACAAGAAGUUGUCCAAGUACGAGACGCUGCAGAUGGCGCAGAUCUACAUCAACGCGCUGUCCGAGCUGCUGCAGGCGCCCGAGCCCCCCGCCGCCGCUGCCGCUGCCGCCGCCGCGGAGCCCAAGGCUGAGCCGCGCCCCCUCCUCCGCACAGCCCUCCAGGAUGCCGCGCCCGCUGUGCCCGCCGUGGGGAGCGCGCCCCGGGGAAGCCCCGCCUCAGCCGUCACGGCAGCCCCUACAGCAACUGCCCGGACUCGCUUUCCCCCCGGCCCGGCCCCAGGAGGCUUCGCGGGGCCCCUGGACGGUCUGCGCUUCUCGACCUUUGACGGGAGCUCCUUGGCCGCCGUGGGGGCGCCCCCCGGGGGGCUUCUGCCCCCGGCGCCCGACGACGCCAGCAAGACGUCCCCCCGCUCUCACCGCAGCGACGGCGAAUUUUCCCCGCGCUCGCACUACAGCGACUCGGACGAGGCCACCUAGCAGGGCGGGGGACCCCAGAAGCCCCGGGCGGG